AUGUUACCGGAGAUUCUCCUUUCAAUAUCAGGAUCGAUGUUACCGGAGAAUCUUCUUUCAAUAUCAGGGUCGAUGAUCGAUGUUACAGGAGAAUCUUCUUUCAAUAUCAGGGUCGAUGUUACCGGAGAAUCUUCUUUCAAUAUCAGGAUCGAUGUUACCGGAGAUUCUUCUUUCAAUAUCACGAUCGAUGUUACCGGAGAAUCUUCUUUCAAUAUCAGGAUCGAUGUUACCGGAGAAUCUUCUUUCCGUAUCAGGAUCGAUGUUACCGGAGAAUCUUCUUUCACUAUCAGGAUCGAUGUUACCGGAGAAUCUUCUUUCAAUUUCAGGAUCGAUGUUACCGGAAAAUCUUCUUUCAAUAUCAGGAUCGAUGUUAAUGGAGAAUCUUCUUUCAAUAUCAGGAUCGAUGUUACCAGCGAAUCUUCUUUCCGUAUCAAGAUCGAUGUUACCGGAGAUUCUCCUUUCAAUAUCAUGAUCGAUCUUACCGGAGAAUCUUCUUUCAAUAUCAGGAUCGAUGUUACCGGAGAAUCUUCUUUCAAUAUCAGGGUCGAUGUUACCGGAGAAUCUUCUUUCAAUAUAGAAUAUAGAUGUGUUGUUGCUGCCAUUGAUCAGUACGGACGUGGCUUUUUGAUCUUUUUCUUUCUUUACUUUUUCAAAGAAAUAUUAUUCUCCCUUUUUGUCAACAGAACGCUCUCAUUUACCGCUUAUUCCAUUCUUUCUUUUUUUCUCUUUUUGUCAUUCCCCUCUCAUUUCAGCUAUACUUUCCCCACUCCUUUAUCAAUAUCAAUCUCACCUUUAAGUCUUAUUGUACCAAAUACUUCACUUUGCGUCCUUCUCACUCCCCUCUCAUUUCGACUAUUCUUUCCCCACUUCUUUAUCAAUAUCAAUCUCUCCUUUAAAUUUCCACUCUUUCUGAUUCCUUUACUUUCGCUCUCUUCUUAUUUCAACUUUAUUGUCUCUUCUUCUUUUUUCUUGUCUCGAGAGAAGAUCAAGCAAAGAAACAUCUCAUUCUUGUCAUCUUUCUUGACGCCUUCAUUUUUCAUCUCUGACCACUUGAAAAGCUUUCUUCCUUCACGCUUCUCUAUACUGGGAGAGUCCAUGCGUGCGUGGGUAAAUUACCAUAAAACUUUCUAUCUAUCUAUCUAUCUAUCUAUCUAUGUCUGUUCACAUCUAUCUAUCUAUCUAUCUUUCUAUCUAUCUAUCUAUCUAUCUAUCUAUCUAUCUAUCUAUCUGUUGUGGCUUUGUUAA
Molecule: messenger RNA, 1245 nt
Organism: Acanthosepion pharaonis
Lineage: Eukaryota; Metazoa; Mollusca; Cephalopoda; Sepiida; Sepiidae
Source: the annotation of a GenBank genome assembly